GCCGUAUGUGGUCUCCGAGCCUCCGACUCAGGGAAGGCACGGAUCUUGGCGCGUCACAUGAGGCUGCUGCAAGGUUGCCUCCCACCUUUUUAUAUUCUUGCGCAGGCAAUUCAGCUCCCCCCUCCCCCCUCCCACCACCACUUGAGCCUCUCUACACAUGUCAUGCCAUUUCCAGUCCUUUUGAGCUUGCAGAACACCGUCAAAACUCUCCUGAACCCAGCUCUUACCCAGCUCUUACCCCGCUGUUGUCCUCUUUAGGUCGACGUCCGUGCUGACUGAUCAAGGUGCAGCUGGGUGCAGCUGUUCUUCCCUAACUCUGCACGUGAUCAACAAAAAGACCACAUGAAUGGCCAGGCCUCCUACCAACCCGUCAAGAUGGUAACCUUGCUAUCCCUCAUAUAGCAUCGCGUGCUCAUGAGAGUUCACACUCGUCCAUUGUUUCCCCUUCCGGUACAAUUUAGCACCCUGUCGGUUCCUGACCGCAUUAUUAAUUCGAUCUCUCGCCAAACGACCAAGCCAUGACUAGGGCUUGAUACUAUGUCUACAGGAUAUACAACUCGCCAGCUCCAUCAAGUCUCGAGCCUUAAUUGACGAGGAACUGGCUCUGCUCUUUACCAUCAAGUUUGCAACUAUGCCCACCACUGAUCCCGUCAGGCGACGGAAACAAAAUUGUGAGAACCAGAAGAGAUGGCGCCAGCGCCAAACCACCAAUCUCACUCGCCUGUCCGCCGCUCUCGAGCAGAAGAAUGACCAGAUUGAACAACUCCAGGAGGAGAAGCGUGAGUUGCAGACCCAACUCGACGCCGCCUUGGCCCAAGUUCAGCAACUCAGUCAAACCCUGAAGUACCAAGCGUGUGCCUCGGUGGUCAGCACUCAGCCCUCUCCCGCUCGAAUCUCUGUUCCUCCAGAGUUGGGCUUUCCACCACAGACAACGGCUGUGUCUUCCUCCAAUAAUCGGUUUCCAGCCUCAGCCUCGGAUUCUCCUAGCUCCAACACCAGCUUCGCCGAGAAUCCUCUCUCUCGCCUUCCUUAUGUCUCACAGUCCGUCACCACUGCCUCAGACGACUUGACAACCUAUCCCUUGGCUGGCACUGCUCCCAAUGUCAAGUAUGACUACCCACCGUCAUCUGUUCAGGGUAUGGUUCAGUCCAUCAGUGACCUGGGAACAUCCAUCUUCAAUCAACCCAGUCAUACUGAUGCUCUUCUCCACGCCGCACAUUACACAAUGCCACAUCCUGAUACGGAUCAAGGCAUUACCUUGUUGGAAAUGCUUCGAGAAUGUCUCAAAGUCAUCAAUUCCCAAGAGGAGGCGCACCAACACGAACCAGAUGUCCGACUGUUACACCUCGAAAGCUCAUGUUAUGACUUGCUUGGGAGCGGUCUUGGAGUCGGCCGAAUGAUGAUGACAUUUCCAGACAGUGCUCGCCUGUCCAGACAUAUCACCGCUGUACAGCAUGUUCUGUCUCGGAACCUGCCCCUCCUCAAAGCUCAGUCAUAUGAAUUCAAGGACCAUGUCGUCUCCGAGGCUUUCUCCUGGUUGAUCCGCGAGUCUUGGCCCUCCUCUGAAAGAGUCUUUAAACUAAUGACGGUCUAUAAACACAUUUAUAACUUCGAGCUCUUCCGCAACUUUCCAUGCAGAAAGACAUACUACCAGUUGCACCCCUUUUACCGCCCCACCUUGUGGCAACUGUUGGUUCCUCAUUCCCCAGCAAUCGACUGGCUUCCGUGGCCAGAGAUGAGGAACAAAAUUAUCAUGAUUUCCAAAGAUCAAGAAGUUGAUGUCGAUGCAAUCUGCAUGAAAGCGCUUGAACAUACCGUCGUUGAGCCAGAGUUCUCCUGGGAUGGCCUGCUCCAGGCAACAUCUACCUUUCGAAUGUGGGACAUGUAUCUCAUGGAGAAGACUGAGGGUGGCUCCUUCUCUAAUGCACUUAUGAUACACAACCCAGCUUCUCCCACCUUGCAACACCUUGUCCGACUACAGAACCUUCGGAUCCAAGAUAUCAGCCACUAUCGCAUUGACAGACCAUUCUACAAACUAUUCCCUCAAGUGGCCACCCCGGGUUGUGAAUCGCAUCUUGAGACGUUUCCGUUGAAUGUCCCCGACAUGGAAAAACUCCAACAUCCCAGCGAGAUCACAGCUGCUUCUCUUCAGCGUUUGCACGACAAGAUCCAGCAGUUACUCGCUACCUGUGGAUGAUGUUGGGUAGACAUGAUGAAACCAGACUGUAAACCAUAUCCUUCCAUCUGUCGUGCGAAGUUUUCAAUCACGAAGAAGAAUGUUGAUGAGAUCAAUGCCCAGUGUGAUAUAUGACAGUUAUGAGAAAUUGAGGUGGUUGUCAACCUCAUCGAUCCUAUUCUAGCCUGGAAGGUCUACGCAAUAAGACCUUGUCCACGGAUUUUUCCUUUCCCGACCGUCUAAAGAUAAGAAUACAAUAAGGCUCCGACCAACACCUUGCAAUUAUGGAACAUUUUCUGUCAAACGAACGGAACAUGGUGCAUGCCUCAUGACCGUACUGGAACAUCCACCUCUCCGGUUUCUGUCUUUUCAUCAUCGGGCUGUGAUAGUGGUUGCGGAUUCGUCAGCUGACCCUGCUGUUGCUGUUCUUUGGUCCUCUGCCUACUCAGCUUCAUCUCUUGCAUGACAUGAUGAGCAUGAGCAGCAUAUUUGCACUUCAUGCGGAUGGCUUCGCCAUACUUUAAAAAGAUGAUGGGGAAAGGGGCGCAUGCGAGGGCGAGAAAUGCCGGAAUCGAACUGGCCCAGUGGAUGCCGAGUGCGGCAUACAUCUGGGAAGUGAAGAGUGGAAAUACAGCGCCAAAUAUCGAGCGAAUGACGGCGCUGGCCGCAAGCACACUGGCAGCGUAAAUGGUGUAUGCGUCAACCAGAUAGUUCAUACUGCCUAGGAACGUCAAGACCAUGCCAAACCCAAAGGGGGCGGUGCCGAUGAUGCACACAAUCCAAUGUAUCGAUGGUGAGUUGGUCCACGCAAACCAAAACAUGCCCAGGGGCAGCGCGAUCGCUCCAGCAAUGGCAGGAGGAAGUCGUCCGGCUUCCGGUGGCGCUUCACCGUCCUCUCUGGCUUCGCCGAGCCGUCGAUACCGCUUGUUGUCGAUUAUUGCGUAGGUGGUCCCGAUGAGCAUGCCAACUGCAACGCCUAGGAAAGCAAGCCCGCCUACCCCUUGUGACCAGCCACGUGAUCCUUGAAACACGAUGGGGAAAGCGCCGAACAGCAGAUACAGCGUGCCGUAGACGAUGGCCAGGUAGAUGGAGAUGAGAAGGACAAUCGGCUCGAGGAACAGCAAGACCCAUGGUCUUACAAGAGCUUUGGAGAAGGCGGCGCCGGCCGUGAUUUUGCCUUGUCUAUGCUCAAGCAGUGAGAUAUAGACUUUGCCGGUACGCUUGCUGAGAGCUUUAGCCCGUCGCUCCAAGAUCACGGGCGCGUACGUUUCAGGGACGAGGAGGGCGCCAGUUAUCCACAGGGAUCCGGUGAAGAUGGUCAUGAUGCCCUGGAUCCAUCGCCACCCCACAGUCUCGCCCACGAAGCCGCCGAUGACGGGACCGAUGACGGGGCCUAGAAAGGGUGCGGCGGCAAAGAUGCUCAUGCCUAGACCUCUCUGGUUGGAGGGGAACAUGUCUGCAAUGACACCGCCGGCAUUGGUCAAAGGGGACGAGCCGAAGGUGCCGGCGAGAAAUCGUAGCACAAUCAGGGACCCGAUCGAAUUGGCCCCAGCACAACCAGCGUUGAAUGCAGUCAGGAUAGCAUAUGUACCGAAAAACAGGAUUUGACGGCCAUAUAAUUCACUGAGAGGAGCCCACAAGAGUGGACCGAGGGCAAAGCCGAGGACAAAAAGUGAUAGGCCGAGUGUGGCCACGAGGCGACUGCAUUGAAACUCUUCCAUGAUCUGAGUCAUUCCACCGGUAUAUGCCGAGGAGAUCAAUGAGACAGCAAGGGUGGCAAUGGCCACGACGCCAGUGAUGAACCAUUUCUUGACUUGAGUCCAUUCCAUGGGAUUGCGAGGAUCUUGGCGGAUGAAUUCGACGACAUAAGGAUCUUCGAUGGUUCCAGCGCCCUUGUAUGGAUGAUUGAGAACAUCUUCGGUGAUGAGUGUUUGACUUGCCACCAGCCGCCAAUGAGGGAUUGAUGUUGAUGGAUGAGGUUGGUGUUUCUGACUCUCCACAUCAUUCAUGACGGAGAGGCUCGAGGCGGAUGACUCUGCCAAAGGGUUGUUGUUCGCCAUGAAGCUGAAUGACUACGCCGAGAAUUCGUUUCCAGAGACAGGCAAUAAUACACUUACGACCUGAAUCUGAAGGCGACGAAGCUGCGCGUAGUAAUCGAUUGACAAUUCAACUAAACAUGACACGCAUACGUAGGGCCUACAUAUAUGAAUCCAGCCCAUGAUCUCCCC
This is a messenger RNA of Exophiala mesophila, 4404 nucleotides long. RefSeq lists its product as uncharacterized. Bases 632 to 2197 code for a protein of 521 amino acids. The transcript has a single exon. The record is from RefSeq and is a predicted model, not a curated record. NCBI's taxonomy places the organism in Eukaryota, Fungi, Ascomycota, Eurotiomycetes, Chaetothyriales, Herpotrichiellaceae.